AGGGGUCAUUUCACAAUGGCCGCCAUCACAAGAUGGCCGAUGACAUUAUGCUUUGAACUAUGCAGACAACCAAACGGUUUCGGCGGACAAUGUCGAAUAUUAAAAGACUGCAAACCAUUACGGGAUCUAAACAAGAAAAGACUGAAAACAGCAGACGAAGUACUCUACAUCAAACAGUCUUCAUGUGGCUAUUUUUCGGAUUAUCAAUACACGGUUUGCUGUCCUUUAGAGACUGAAUGGUUAAGAUUUAGAACGAUCAAUCCUUUGACGAAUGACGUCGGACUUGACUUAACAUACGACAAAAUAGACAUCGACGGAGUCACAAUCGGCAAUAAUAACUCAAGUGAAACUGCGAAAAUAUUAGAAUGUGGAAAUGUAGUUAAACUAACUUCUAGAAUAAUGGGUGGUGAUAUCACAUCCAUCGAACAAUAUCCAUGGCUAGUGCUGUUAGAAUACCGAGGUGGGGACACUCUGUGUGGUGGCAGUUUGAUCACUGAACGAUUCGUCCUCACUGCUGCCCAUUGUUUGUCUGAUGUCUCGUUAGGAGCACCUAAAUAUGCGCGCCUCUCUGAAUACGACACCUCAACAUAUCCAACAGACGUGGUAACCAUAAAAGGCGAGCAAGUGCGUAUAACAGUCGAAAUUGUCGAAAUUAUAAAGAAUAUUAUCCACCCGAGGUACUCAAGGUCGACUUUAAGAAAUGACAUCGGACUUUCGAAACUGAAAACCGACGUAGUUUUUACAGAUUUCAUCAAGCCAACAUGUCUACCAAUUAAAGAUUUCACAGCUGAGUUAAUUGAAAACCAAGGACUAACUGUAGCUGGUUGGGGGAGCAAUGGAACUGAUAGGAACACAAUCAAGAUGGAAGUUCAUAUACCAUUCGUAUCAAGAGAGAAUUGCUCUAAGGUGUUCAGCAACAUUACUGAUGACGUGAUCUGUGCGGGGGGAGUUAGGAAGAAAGAUAGCUGUGGAGGGGAUUCAGGAGGGCCUCUGAUGCAUGAAUGGGACGACCUAAAAUUUGUGGUAGUAGGGAUAGUGAGCUAUGGCAUCAAAGGUUGCGGCUUAGAAGGUAUACCUGGAGUUUAUACCAAUGUGUUUCGUUACAUGGAUUGGAUAAAACAUAAUGCUAUUUGAUACAACUAUCAAACAACUAUACCAAACCCAUAGAGAAAGAUACAAAGGAUUGCUAAUUUUUAAAAUUUUAAACCCAAAAGGUAAAUGUCUGAUACAAAAAUAUGUAAAUAUGAAUAUCAUUCGU
Messenger RNA from Papilio polytes (common Mormon), 1258 nucleotides. Its product is annotated as trypsin delta/gamma-like. The transcript has 6 exons. Lineage: Eukaryota; Metazoa; Arthropoda; Insecta; Lepidoptera; Papilionidae. The record is from RefSeq and is a predicted model, not a curated record. The coding region runs from base 16 to 1134 and encodes 372 amino acids. Gene Ontology annotation, molecular function: serine-type endopeptidase activity. Gene Ontology annotation, biological process: proteolysis.